Messenger RNA from Abrus precatorius (Indian licorice), 3453 nucleotides. RefSeq names its product exosome complex exonuclease RRP44 homolog A. The coding region runs from base 248 to 3052 and encodes 934 amino acids. Gene Ontology annotation, biological process: rRNA catabolic process. Gene Ontology annotation, cellular component: cytoplasmic exosome (RNase complex); nuclear exosome (RNase complex). The transcript is spliced from 25 exons. The record is from RefSeq and is a predicted model, not a curated record. Gene Ontology annotation, molecular function: endonuclease activity; RNA binding; 3'-5'-RNA exonuclease activity. NCBI's taxonomy places the organism in Eukaryota, Viridiplantae, Streptophyta, Magnoliopsida, Fabales, Fabaceae.
GAAAAUUGGAACAUUGUUUUGAUACAGAAAGCAGGGGCACUUGAUUCUUGCUUGCAUAAGUGCAUUGGUUCAAGGAAGGAACCUUGUGUAGCAGCUUGCUGUAGGCGUGGAUUUCUGGCUAAGUUCUUAAGUGUGGCCUAUUGGGUGCAGAAGACGCUUCUUGAAGUAGAUAGAGCUUCGAAACACACUCUACAAGUAGAGAGAGCAAUCCCAUUCCUCUUAGCCGCCACUCAGCCAACCCACCAAGAUGCUCCACAACAAGUCCUUCGUCAAAAAAACCAAAGCUGGCAAAGUCAUGAAGCAAGUGCGGGAACACUACUUGCGAGAUGAUAUAUACUGUGGCGCACCGUUUUGCACCGUUUGCGAUUCUUCUGGUGCUCGCCUCGGUGCUUCUGCUUCCACCAUUCUCGUUGUCGACACCAAUGUCGUUCUCAACCAGAUUGAUUUGCUGGAGAAUCCGGCCAUUGAAGAUGUCGUGGUGUUGUCCAUCGUGCUGGAAGAGGUUAAGAAUAAGAACAUGGCUGUAUACAACCGAAUAAGAGCUAUCUGUAACAAUUCCAUGAGGAAAUUCUUUGUUUUUUCCAAUGAAUAUCACAGGGAUACAUAUGUUAAGGAAAUGAGCGGGGAAACUAAAAAUGAUAGGAAUGAUAGAGCUAUUCGAGUGGCUACUCAGUGGUAUCAGAAUCAUCUUGGUAGUGCAGUGAAGGUUUUGCUUAUAACUAAUGAUAAAGAGAACAAGAGGAAGGCUUGUGAGGAGGGCAUUGUUGCAGAAACAGUUGAGUCAUAUGUGAAGUCUUUGGACCGAUCUGAUUUACUUGACCUGCUUGUGCGGCCUGCAUCUGAGGAUGUGGACAUGGAAGUGGUUGAAGAUCUUAGACCAUCCAAGAGGAAAGUCAUCUAUUCAGAGCACAAGCCGAUGUCAGAAAUUACGUCUGGUUUGCAUCGUGGAAUAUAUCAUCAAGGGAAACUUCGUGUAAACCGUUACAAUCCAUUUGAAGCAUAUGUUGGGAGUGAGAGCAUUGGUGAUGAAAUAAUUAUUUAUGGGCGCUCAAACAUGAACCGAGCUUUUGAUGGUGAUAUUGUGGCAGUUGAACUUCUGCCUCAGGACCAGUGGCAAGAAGCCUCGUCUCUAUCUAUAGCCGGUGAAGAUGAGGAUGAGGAUGAAGAUGUUCAUCUAGCUCCAAAUAGUGCUGAUGAUGCACCCAGAACUAUGCCUCAGCAGGGUUCUUCUGGAGAAGUAAAUGCUGUGUCCAGUCGCCCUUCUGGUUGUAUUGUUGGUAUUAUAAAGAGAAACUGGAAUUCGUAUUGUGGAUCUUUGGAGCCAAUGCCUAUGCCGGCUGGUAGUGGUGGUGUUGCCCAUGCCUUGUUUGUCUCCAAAGAUCGCAGAAUUCCCAAGAUUCGAAUCCAAACCCGUCAACUCAAUAACCUUUUGGACAAGAGAAUUAUUGUGGCAGUUGAUUCUUGGGAUCGUCAAUCUCGAUAUCCAUCAGGUCAUUAUGUGCGAACUAUAGGAGAGAUAGGUGAUAGAGAUACUGAAAGUGAGGUGGUUUUGAUAGAAAAUGAUAUAAAUUCACGGCCAUUCUCUUCCCAAGUGCUGGCUUGCUUGCCACCAUUGCCAUGGUCUGUCUCUUCUAAAGAUUUGUCUAAUCCAAUUAGGCAGGAUCUGCGUCAUCUAUGUGUCUUCAGCGUUGACCCUCCAGGCUGCAAGGAUAUUGAUGAUGCACUCCACUGUCAUGCUCUACCAAAUGGAAACUUUGAAGUUGGAGUUCAUAUUGCUGAUGUGACGAAUUUUGUUCAUUCUGGCACUCCCCUUGAUGACGAGGCUGCGCAAAGGGGUACGUCUGUCUACCUUGUUGAGCGGCGGAUAGACAUGCUUCCCAAACCUCUUACGGAGGAUAUAUGUUCUCUUCGUUCUGAUGUGGAAAGGCUAGCAUUCUCUGUCAUAUGGGAAAUGACACCUGAAGCAGACAUUAUUUCCAGCAGAUACACAAAAAGUAUCAUAAAAUCUUCUGCAGCAUUGUCUUAUGUUGAAGCACAAGCGAGAAUGGAUGAUAGUCGAUUGAUGGAUCCACUAACUACAGAUUUGAGAAAUAUGAAUAGUUUAGCUAAGAAAAUGAGAUUAAGGCGUAUUGAGAGAGGAGCUUUGACUCUUGCAUCUGCUGAAGUUAAAUUUCAAAUUGACACAGAGACUCAUGAUCCACUUGAUAUUGGCAUGUACCAGAUUCGGGAGGCCAAUCAAAUGGUAGAGGAAUUUAUGCUUGCAGCUAAUGUAUCUGUUGCACAACAAAUUCUGAAAACUUUUCCAUUGUGCUCAUUAUUAAGGCGUCAUCCAACGCCUACUAGAGAGAUGCUUGAACCCUUGCUACGAACUGCUGCUGCAAUUGGCAUAAACUUGGAUGUCUCAUCAUCAAAAGCAUUGGCUGAUUCUCUUGACCAUGCUGUGGGUGAUGAUCCUUACUUCAAUAAGUUGAUCCGCAUACUGGCUACUAGGUGCAUGAGUCAGGCAGUUUAUUUCUGUAGUGGGGAUCUUAGCCCUCCAGAAUAUUAUCAUUAUGGGCUUGCAGCUCCUUUGUAUACUCAUUUCACAUCACCUAUUAGAAGAUAUGCAGAUGUCAUUGUGCACAGGCUACUUGCUGCUUCUUUAGGAAUAUCCAAGUUACCCUCUGUAUUUCAAGACAGACUCCAGCUCACUAGUAUUGCAGACAAUUUAAAUUAUCGGCACAGAAAUGCUCAAAUGGCCGGGCGGGCCUCCGUAGAGCUACAUACACUAAUUUAUUUCAGGAAGAGGCCAACAGAGACAGAGGCUAGGAUAGUGAAAAUACGAUCUAAUGGAUUUUUUGUGUUUGUUCCCAAAUAUGGUAUAGAAGGACCUGUAUAUUUGACAGCAAGAGCUGAAAAGGGAAGUGGAGAAUGGUAUGUAGAUGAGCAACAGCAGAAGAUUAAAAAGAUGGAUGGUAGCCUCUCAUACAGCAUUUUGCAGACAGUCAAAAUUCACAUGGAGGUUGUGGAACCCCAGCCUAACCGGCCAAAACUUCAGCUGACCCUCAUGUAAAGAUAUAUGAGCAAUAAACAACAGGUAUGCCUCAAAUAUAGCUCCUAUUAAUUUGCUAUUUGAGUCUAACCACUUCUCAAGGAGGUUUCUGGCAUUGGAAUUGGCCAGCAUGAUAAAAGUUGUGGAAGGGACAAAUAUAGAUUUAGGAGUGGCUUUGAUUGGCAAAUAUUUGCUAGAUGGGACAAAAGAUUUAUGAUUGAUGCAGUAAGUUUGUCCUUUUACAACUAUUUGCUUUUAAUUUGGGAAGUGGGACGUGGAAUUUUCGUGCAUAUGAUGCACUAAGCAAAUUUGAACAGAAUUAAAUUGAUACACAUUAGCUUCAUUUGAGAGAAUAUCAGAAGUUCAGAACUAAUAUAGUUUGUAAAUGUGCAAUUAUUUAAGAGACUCCACAGCUUUUAGAG